CCCCACUCCAAGCAAUAUGUCUCCUUUUACUGCUCCCUCCCUAGGGAAUCCUGUUUAUUGUCUGUGUUCGUCCCUUGCAUGAAUCUGAGCUAAAACAAAAUGAGCAGCCGAACAUCCAGCUGUGCAUAAUGCUCCAUUCAUUCACAUCGGGGUAUUCAUUGUUCUCUGUCUAGAUUUCAACCUUGAGACGGUCAUGUGGAUACUUGUGCUAGUCCUGGGCCUUACCGCUGCCUUGUUUUCCAUCUUGGAUGUCUGGUACUUCCUCCGCGCCUUCCUUGCCAUUCUGAGAGCCCGUCUCCAGCCUGUGGUGAAGGACCUACUGAAGGAACAUACCUUCUCAAGCCUUGUCCUGCCCCAUGACCUUGAUUUCCUGCUUCAUAUGAACAAUUCCCGCUACCUGAGGGAGGCUGACUUUGCCCGUUUAUCUUUCUUCACACGCAGUGGACUCUUCGGGGCCAUACAUUCCCUCGGGGCCGGAAUGGUCAUGGCGGCAUGCACUGCCCGCUACCGCCGCUCACUCCGCUUGCUGGAGACCUUUGAGAUACGCUCGCGUCUGCUUUGCUGGGAUGACAAGGCUUUCUACGUGGAACAGCGAUUUGUGGCUCCAAAGGAUGGCUUUGUGUGCGCCGUUCUGCUGAGCAGACAACACAUCAUAGGAAACUCGCCUGACAAGGUGGUACAGUCUAUGUGCAAGAGGAAGGUGGAAUCACCAGAGUUUCCUGAAGAAGUCCUGCACUGGAUCAAAUAUAAUGAUACCAGCAGUCAAAAGCUGAGAGCAGAGAGUGGGGCGUCCAACAACACCAAAGAUCAGUAACGGAGCCUCACUCCAAAAGUACUCACGAACCUCUCUUAUACUGCACCCAAUGCUCCUGCAUACAACAAUGCAGCUAGUGUAGGAUUGUAACCCAGGCUUAAAUGUGUUUGUUAUUUGCUCCAGAUCUGUAUGAUAAGAUGACGUCUUAGGAAGCUGUUUCAUUCCUUUAAAAAGGCAAAGUUAAAAUGUUUAUUGCGUUUGUUUGUUUGUUUUUUUGUUAGGGAAAGCAUCUUCUAUAACUAGAGGCACAAUAUGAAUGAACAUACCAUAGCAGUGUUUUCUUAAAAUAAAUGUUUAGGAUGCACAAUGAAUACUUGACAUGCACUGAUAUAGCACAACACAAUAACAAUCUUUUAUUUUAACGUUCUGAGUUGUCCUUUAGGGACGCACCCUGUCCGUCAGAGAGGCAGCUAAUGCAGUUCUUAAAGGGAAUUAAUAUAUAUUAACUUAUAUAAUGUUAUUUACAAGAGAUGGAUAGAUGGCCAAGGAAUUUAACAGGAGCACACAUUCCGCUGCUGCUUUACUUGUCCAACAUUUAAGACCAAAGAAAAUACAGCACAGUUCCUCUGGAUUU
Messenger RNA from Pelobates fuscus (common spadefoot toad), 1388 nucleotides. It is a transcript of the gene THEM6, whose product is annotated as thioesterase superfamily member 6. The record is from RefSeq and is a predicted model, not a curated record. Bases 194 to 814 code for a protein of 206 amino acids. Lineage: Eukaryota; Metazoa; Chordata; Amphibia; Anura; Pelobatidae. The transcript is spliced from 3 exons.